Molecule: messenger RNA, 798 nt
Organism: Cygnus atratus (black swan)
Lineage: Eukaryota; Metazoa; Chordata; Aves; Anseriformes; Anatidae
Gene: MRPL22
Product: mitochondrial ribosomal protein L22
Exons: 7
Coding region: 39-710 (223 amino acids)
Biological process (GO): ribosome assembly; translation
Cellular component (GO): mitochondrial large ribosomal subunit; ribosome
Molecular function (GO): structural constituent of ribosome
Source: RefSeq, a predicted model, not a curated record
GCGCUGCCGUCGGGCGCAGCGCCGCAAAGCGUCGCGAAAUGCCCGCCCCUCGCCUGCAAAGCGCGGCCGGGAAGAUGGCGGCGGGGAGGGCUCUGGGUGCCGGUGGCGCCUGGCUGCGUGGGCUCCUGGGCUGGGCGCGGCCGGAGAGGUGGUUAGCAUCCAGUAGUGUUUUCCCUCUGUCAUGCAUCCACACAAGUGCAUGUCUACAGAAACUUGGGAAGUGGGAGAAGAAGAACAGGAUUGUUUACCCUCCGCAGCUGCCUGGAGAACCUCGCAGACCAGCCGAAAUAUAUCACUGUCGGAGGGACAUAAAAUACAGCAAAGAUAAGAUGUGGUAUCUGGCAAAACUGAUAAAAGGAAUGUCCAUUGAUCAGGCUCUUGCUCAGUUGGAGUUUAAUGAUAAAAAGGGAGCAAAGGUGAUCAAAGAGGUUUUGUUAGAAGCUCAAGAAAUGGCAGUAAAAAAUCACAAUGUGGAAUUCAAAUCAAAUUUACAUAUAGCUGAGUCAUUAACAGGCAGAGGCCAAUAUGUGAAACGGAUCCGUUACCAUGGUAAAGGCAUGUUUGGCAUCAUGAAAUUAGUCAGGUGCCACUACUUUGUGAAGCUGGUGGAAGGUCCUCCUCCUCCUCCAGAGCCACGAAAGACUGGUUUUGAUCAAGCAAAAGAAUAUGUGCAACAGCUGCGAAAUAGAACACUUGUUCAUACGCUGUGACAAACUCUUGUGACUGUAUUGGUACUUCUUGUUUGACAAUGUAGUUACAUAAAAUAAUAAUUAAAAUCAUGUGUUGGGUAUAUUUUAA